Molecule: messenger RNA, 1680 nt
Organism: Brassica napus (rape)
Lineage: Eukaryota; Viridiplantae; Streptophyta; Magnoliopsida; Brassicales; Brassicaceae
Product: protein NCA1-like
Exons: 8
Coding region: 222-1427 (401 amino acids)
Biological process (GO): protein ubiquitination
Molecular function (GO): ubiquitin protein ligase activity; protein binding
Source: RefSeq, a predicted model, not a curated record
AAUUCAAAGCUUAAUUCAAACCACACAGAUCCUUCCUUCAACAAUAAUAAUAUCUUCUCCUGACUGAGACAGAGAGAGAAACACCAAAACUCAGAGAACACAAAAGCUAAUAAUAAUAAUACUAAUAUACUACACAUCGAUCAUUGAUUGUACAGCUAAAGGACACCGGCAUCAAAUCUCAACCCACUCCAGCUGUUUUCAGCUAAAAGUAUCAACCAACAAUGACGACUUCUGUUUGCCCUUUCUCCAAAGCUGCUCGUCCCGACAAUGCUUCUUCUGCUCCAAAACAAGCCGACACAACACCUUCUGCUUGUCCUUUCUCCAAAGCUGCUCGUUCCGACGACGCAAAACAAGGCGAGACGACUGCUUCUGCAGCUUGCCCUUUCUCUAAAUCCGCUGAUGCCUCUGCUCCAAGCAAAGGAUGUCCUGAAAAGGAAGGAAGAUUGAGUAAGGAGGACUCUGCAACGGUGCCUGCCAAGUGCCCCUUUGGUUAUGACUCCCAGACCUUCAAGCUUGGACCUUUUAGCUGUAUGCUAUGCCAAUCACUUCUCUUUGAUAGCACUAGAUGUGUGCCUUGCACUCAUGUCUUCUGCAAAGUGUGCUUAGCACGGUUUAAGGACUGCCCUCUAUGCGGUGCUGACAUCGAAAGUAUUGAAGCUGAUGAAAACCUUCAGAAGUUGGUUGAUCAGUUUAUUGAAGGCCAUGCUAGAAUCAAGAGAUCUCUUGUGAAUAGUGCAGAUAAAGAAGAUGAUAACAAGAAGGUGAUUUACGCUGAUGUUUCCAUGGAAAGAGGUUCUUUCUUGGUUCAACAAGCUAUGAGAGCAUUUCAAGCUCAGAAUUAUGAAAGUGCUAAAUCAAGGUUGGCAAUGUGUACCGAGGACAUUCGAGAUCAGCUAGAGAGGGAAGGUAAUACACCAGAGUUGUGUUCACAGCUUGGUGCAGUCCUUGGCAUGCUUGGUGACUGCAGCCGAGCAAUGGGAGACUCAAGUUCUGCAGUCAAUCAUUUCGAAGAGAGUAUUGAGUUCCUUAUGAAACUGCCCAUGCAUGAUUUGGAGAUUACACAUACACUUUCUGUCUCGCUCAAUAAAAUAGGAGACGUUAAAUAUAAUGAUGGAGAUCUACAAGCUGCAAGGUCGUAUUACAUCCGUGCUUUAAAUGUUAGACGUGAUGCAAUGAAGCUUCACCCAAAUGCUCCUUCACAAAUUCUGGAUGUGGCAGUUUCUUUAGCCAAAGUUGCAGAUAUAGACAGGAGUCUAACAAACGAAGAUGCAGCCAUAGAUGGUUUCAAGGAAGGCAUGAAACUGCUGGACUCUUUGAAACUGGACUCUGAAGAUUCUGCUGCUCUCGAACAACGUCGUCUCUCUGUGAUGGAGUUUCUGAAGAAGCAAGUAGAGAAGCCUGAACAGUCUGCAGAAACUGCACUAUAAUCUGAUGCAUGCUUACCUAAGUAUAUAUAUAAAGACUGUAUACCUAAUCACUCUGUUGCAUUUUGUCUGAAAUAAAGGAGCGAGAAUGCAACAAUCUUGUGUUCGCGCUUUAGGAUUAAACAAAAACAGAGUGCUCUGUUUCUCUAUGUGAACUUAUGAAUCAGCAGGCAUGAUGAGUUGUAUAAACUAUAGUACUCUACCAACUUAUUAAGAGUCUGUUUAACAUAAUCAUAACGAUUUAUUUCCGAUUUCA